Messenger RNA from Impatiens glandulifera, 483 nucleotides. RefSeq lists its product as uncharacterized. The record is from RefSeq and is a predicted model, not a curated record. Bases 1 to 483 code for a protein of 160 amino acids. The transcript has a single exon. NCBI's taxonomy places the organism in Eukaryota, Viridiplantae, Streptophyta, Magnoliopsida, Ericales, Balsaminaceae.
AUGCAAGCUCAUCUGGCCACUCAAGAAGAUGAUAUGUGGUAUGUCAUCACUGACGGUUCUAUAAAGAUUUUAAAGAACAGAACAACCACAACUUCAGUAGACGACGUCCCUAAGAUGAUUGAAAAGCCAAGAUAUGAAUGGUCAACUAAAGAUAAGAGGAAAGUCAAUCUCAACAAUGUGGCUAAGGAUAUCCUAUACAAAAUGUUGGACAAAAACAUGUUCAGCAAAAUCAAAUCGUGUUCCACCGCUAAAGAAAUUUGGGAAAACUUGACCCAACUAUGCGAAGGCAACGACCAGACCAUGGAGAACAAACUCAUGGUUGCCACACAAAAAUAUGAUAGCAUGAAAAUAAAGUCUGGAGAAAUCAUGAUGGAUUUCGAAGAAAGGUUCACCAACAUCAUCAUUGAGCUCUCCACGUUGGGAAAAACAUAUAGUAAUAGAGAAGUUAAUAUGAAGGUGGUGAAAGCUCUUCCCAGAGAAUGA